CAGCCCGCUGCGAACUCGGCGCUCGCAAAACCCCACUCGCGAAACACCAUAGUGAACCCGCAAAGCUCCAUCCUCCAAGAAACCCUAGCUGCCCGCCGCCUCCUACGCUCAUGGCGUCGCCGGCGGCAUUGGUGGCUCCGAUGGAGGUGCGGUGCGCUGGGUGCGACGAGACGCUGGAGGUUGACCACGGGACGACGGACUUCGCCUGCCCCGGCUGCGCCACCGAGCAGCGCCUCCCGCCGGAGCUCAUGCCGCGGCGCCCGCGGCGCGCGAUUCCGAUCACCCCGGCCGUCUCGGCGCACGAUCGCAUGCCGUGCGGCGGGUGCGGAACCAUGCUGAGCGUGCCGCGGGGCCUCAAGAGCUUCGCCUGCCCGAUCUGCGGUGCUGCCGGUACCCGCCCUCAGGCCAGCGCCCUUCCAGUGGCUCAGCUAGUCAGUAUGGAGCCACAGGUGUUGAGAGAUCCUGCAAGUCUAGCAACUCUUGCAGGACAGGUACAUGUAGAAGUAGAAAGGUAUAGGAUGCCCACCCAUUCAGAAUCACAAGGAUGGCAUCCCAACCAGUCAGUCUAUAAGGAUGAGCCAUUCAGGUUCAAUUCUUCUAGAGCCGACAAGAAGAUCCCUACUCACAGUGGGAACGUGAAUGAAGUGGCUUACAGUCACUCGGACUCGGUCCAUGUAGAAGACUCACAUAUUGAUCCACUCCAUGAGAUUACUACAAGGCCUAGCAAGAACAAGUCUAGAAUUCAAUCUUUUUUCCUAAAACAAAACAGGAUUCAGUCCAGCCAUGCAGAGAAGGUACAUCAGGGCUCUUCUAGUCAGGCCACCCCUGUUCUACAAACUCAGAGUGGAUGUUCAGCCUAUUCAGAUCAUACAAACCAGUCACAGGAACGAUUUCCAAGUGAUAUCAUUACAAGGCAUGGCAAACAGAAAACUACGGUUGCCCCUAGAAAUAUUGGGAAGCAGCUGAUAGAACAUCUCGACCAAGCUACACAUGAACAGAAUGCACGGGGGACUUCCAGUGACGGGGCUCAUGCAGAUCAGGUACAUGUCGAGCCUGACAGCAGCAGAUGGAAUGAGAAGAGGAAAAGGAGCAAACAAAGUUCUGGUGGUAAUCGGAAGAGGGCCCAUUUAAUGAAUUCUUCAAGCGAAGGGAUCCACUUAAGGCGUAGUAGCCGUUUGGCGAAGAUGCCAACAGCCCCAAUAGACGCUCAGCCAACCCAGCCCUUGAAUUCUCCUCCACAUGAAAAUCAAUCUUAUAAUCAAGAUAUAACGGGAAUAAUUGCCAACAUGACAUCUAGUUCGACACCUCAGCAACAAGUGCCUCAAACUAGCUGUAAUGAGUUGGAUGGUGUUCAUGCAAACACACAACCCUCAUCUUCCAAUCAUGGUGCACUUCAACCUGAGUGUAUUACUAACCGCUACAGUAUGAGCUAUGAUUCAUGGUGUGAACAUGAUAUCCCCCGAGAAGGCUCUUGCAGUGCAGACGUGCUUUCAGUUCAAUUGCAGACUUCAGAACGAGUUACAGAUGGGCAACAGGCACACAGACUUUCCAGUAGAGAAAACAAUUUAGAGCAGGUAGACAUUGAACUUAAUAGAAAUAGUGUUGCCACACAUGGCAGGCAUCAAAGGAAAGGUUCAGUGAGCACUUCAAAUGAAGCAGAACAAGAUGGGAUCCCAUCUACUUCUGGGACCCGCCAGCACAUGACCUUGGCAGCUUCCUGUCGUCGCCUUGCUGCCUCAAUGCCAGCGGUGAACAGCAGUUCGGCACCAGGUGGCGCCUUGUCUUCUGAACUUGAAGGUGACAAUCCCUCAUUGCUGCCCUACGGAACAUCACCUGUUGUCCCCUCCCAGUUGAAUGAUGCAUCACAACCUGAUGUGCUGUCAGCGUCUGUUCAUCCAUCAUCAAAGAAGCGCAAGGUGCGUGGUCAGUCAUCAAAAAGGCGCAAGCAACAUGGUCCUUCAGAACUUGUUGAACCAUGUACACAAUCUGACAGCCAUUCCAAAUCGCCUGAUCCUACACAGGAGCUGGCUGGUCCUACUGAACUGAGACAUGAUGUACCAGAUUGUGCAACUCCUAGGAAUGAGCACCAGCACGAUGAUGCUGAUUAUGGAGGUGAUGGGGGUAUUGAGACAGUGACUAUUGAAAAACGGUGGUGCCAUUCUCUGCCAAAUGUUCCAUCAGACGAGGAGGAGAAGCCUAUCCUCACUCCAGUCGGGGACACUAUGUGGUUGGUGCAUCCAUUAUACAAGAAUGCCCGGCUACCAAAUGGAGUCAUUGGAUGCAUUGUACGAGAACGGUACCCAGGGAUGGUCAAGUACAAGGGCAGCAAUCAGCAUGCUGAAAAUUGGAGACACUAUGCAGUUGCUCCUGACCCCCUAGGAGAGAAACAGAAUCUGUUGGAACGGAUCAGUGCAGACUUUUGGGCACGGUAUAGAUGGAAGGAUGGGUUUGAGGCGCAUGCUCAACUUGUAGUAAACAAUGUCAUCAAGAAGGAGGUUCAGCAAUUGAUAUACAGUGCUCGUAUUCAUGCUGUCUUAGACUAUUUCAAGAAGUUUCGGGGCAUCAAAAUAGUGGCACAGGAGGCCCGAGCCAAGUAUUUAUCCCAGGAGGAGUACAUGAAGGUCAUGCCCUACUGGACGCAGGCUUGUCCUGCAGCGUGGGAGAGCCUUGCUCGGAAAUGGUCAUCUGAGAUCUGGAAGGAGAAGUCGAUGGAAUCGAGGAAGAGAAGAAAUAUGAACAGGGAGCCAGGCCACAGGCAGGGAAGCAGUUCUCUGCUUCGUCUGUGCCAGAAGAAGGGUGAGAAAGAAGGCCGGGAUGUGACACCUAUUGAAGCAUACUUGUAUGGCCACAGGAAUAAAGAUUCAAGCAACCCUAGCAACAGCUGCGAUGAUCCUGCAUUACAGAGACUAGAGGCCUACAAGGAAGCUGUGCUGGAGAUACACGGCCCUGACUACGACUGGAUCAACAGUUCAAUCGACAGCGAAGCAGUGUACAAGGUUUGCAGGGGGAAGCCACAUGGCCGUUGGCUCAUCUUCAAUGGCCUAGUCAACUCCAAGGAAAUUCUUGCCGACGCUAAAUCACAAGGUCUGAAGACGCGGCCGACGCAAGCUAGGCAGCAAGGGGUGUCCGAUGUGGAGGAAAGGUUCAGCCGUUUGCUGGAGGAGAAGCUGCAGCAGGUGGAGGAGAGCCGGCAAGCCCGUGAUGAGGAGGUGAAGCAGCAGAUGAAGCAGGAGCUGCAAGAGCAUGUUGCGGCAGCUAUACAAUCGACUAACGAGUACUGGCUGACUUGUCUUCAGAAUUACACCCGACAGACCGGAGCCAACAUUUCUCUUCCGCCGCCUUUUCCGAUUCUUCGGCCCUCUUCUCAACCCGGUACAUCAGCUUCAUCAUCAUCCGCACAGGGGACUCCACAGGAUGCGUCUGGUGUCAGUGGGAGCGGCAGCGAGCCUGGAGCCGGUGACAUUUGACGACCUCUCAACGUUAAUACCUGCAAAUCGGUAGAGGGUUCUUUGUUGCACUAGUAUUAUGCUGCUACUGAAUCAAACUUGAUCUGACAGUAUGGAGUGGAUACAUGCACUAAAGAAUAUUGUCGUAGCAAUGGCAUCUAGCGCUCUCCCUUUCCUGCAGUUGGUGAAUUAUGACAACAACUUUUAUAAACAUUUUUUGGAAUUUGCUAUUUAGCAAUCUGUCAUUUUUUUUCUUAA
Brachypodium distachyon (stiff brome) is the source of this 3704-nucleotide messenger RNA. RefSeq lists its product as uncharacterized. Bases 111 to 3467 code for a protein of 1118 amino acids. Gene Ontology annotation, biological process: transposition. The transcript is spliced from 11 exons. The record is from RefSeq and is a predicted model, not a curated record. NCBI's taxonomy places the organism in Eukaryota, Viridiplantae, Streptophyta, Magnoliopsida, Poales, Poaceae.